Thalassophryne amazonica is the source of this 3298-nucleotide messenger RNA. It is a transcript of the gene dsc2l, whose product is annotated as desmocollin 2 like. NCBI's taxonomy places the organism in Eukaryota, Metazoa, Chordata, Actinopteri, Batrachoidiformes, Batrachoididae. Gene Ontology annotation, biological process: regulation of axonogenesis; brain development; blood vessel morphogenesis. The record is from RefSeq and is a predicted model, not a curated record. The transcript has 16 exons. Bases 228 to 2924 code for a protein of 898 amino acids. Gene Ontology annotation, molecular function: cadherin binding; calcium ion binding. Gene Ontology annotation, cellular component: neuron projection; lamellipodium; catenin complex.
GGGCGGGGCCGCCAAGGUGUGUCCGGCGGCUGAGUCACGGCCAGGGGCGACAGACAGCGCCGCUCAGAGCAAAGUACCUGCUCUCUUUAGGAGAAAAAAAGUCUGUGAAUAACACACGACUUCUUUCUCUUCACUUAUCACCCAUCUCUCACCUGUCGCAAGCUGCUUUAACAGCUUUUAUUUUGCGCAAAAGUGCGCGCUACUUCCUGCCUGACCAGUCCGCAAAGAUGGCGAAUACUUUAAUUCUCUCUGUCUGCUUCAUGCUGAUGCUGUCCCGCGCGCUCUCCUGUUCUCUCCCGAGCUCCUUGACCGUCCGAGUGCCGCAAAUGAUCCCGAAACACUAUGACAUCGCCCCGAAAUUUAACCCUCAACACUGUCGCAUAUUUGGCUUUUCUUUGAAUGAUCCAAGUUUCAACGUGAACCGACGCACCGGAGUAAUUGAAGCAGUGUCCGAUGUUUCAGUGGGACACGGAGGACGAAACAUGAGCCUGUGGGUUUUCUACAAAAAGGCACCUGGAGUUUUACUCAGUAGCAAUAUUGAAGUUGUGCUUGUCCCUAAAGAAGUGUACAAAAGAGAUGCACCAUCUGAAGGUUUACUGAGGCGCUCCAAAAGACGAUGGAGUCCUCCACCUUUUAACAUAUUGGAGAAUCAGCCUGGGCCUUAUAACAUCGAAAAGAUUGCCUCAGAUUCAGAAGCUAAAUUUGAUGUGUACUACACAAUCAGUGGUCCUGGUUACAACAGGCCUCCCGUGGGAGUGUUCAGACUCAACCCUGAAGACGGGAUGUUGACUGCACUCAAACCAGUUGACCGUGAGGAGUUUCCAGUCUUUACCUUAACUGCCAGAGUUUUUAGAAAAGGCACCAAUGAAGAGACAGACCUUCCUUUAGACAUUCAAGUGUUUGUAGAUGACGUGAAUGACAACAGCCCAACAUUCACAGACCCGUUGAAGUUUCAAGUGCUGGAGCAGAGUAAAGCAGGGACGGAUUUCGGGAAGGUAAAUGCGACUGACAGAGAUGAAGCAGGCUCACUUCACGUCAAAAUCCGAUAUUCUCUCUUGUCCGGAUUAGACCUAUUUUCUAUUCACCCAGAGACGGGUGUCCUCUCCACGAAAAUCAGCACCCUGGACCGAGAGGUAAAAGAUAAAUACUUGGUGACAGUCCAGAUAAAAGACAUGGAUGGUGCAGACAAUGGACUGUCCAACACGGCCACAGCUACCAUUAUGGUGACGGACAUUAACGACAACCCACCAGAGUUCACCAAGACGUCUUAUGACGUUAGCGUUAAUGAAAACGAAAACGAGAAGCUUCUCCUCCGGAUCCCAGUUACGGACAAGGACUUAAUAAACUCACCAAACUGGAUUUCUAAGUUCUUCAUCACUAAAGGAAAUGAAAAUGCUAAUUUUAGGAUCGAUACAGAAGGAAACGAUGGGCUUCUGUACAUUUCAAAGCCUUUAGAUUAUGAGAAGACCAAAAUACAACAACUGGAGAUUGAGGCUCGUAAUGUGGCUGAGCUGAGUGGCACCCAGGCCACUUGGGCAUCCAUCCCUGUGCACGUAGCCGUCACUGAUGUCGAUGAGGGCCCAGAAUUCACUGCUCCCACUGUCUUCUUCACAGUCAAAGAGAAUGAACCUAAUGGCACAACGAUAGGCCGUUACACCGCCGUCGAUCCCGAGACCAAGAGCAGCGACGGCAUCAAGUAUUACAAACACAUAGACCGGGCCUCUUGGAUCAGCGUGGACAAGAAUUCAGGAGAGUUGAAGGUUGCAAACACAAUUGAUAGAGAGUCACCUUUUGUCCAAGGGGGAGUUUACAACAUCACUGUGAAGGCUGUGGAUGCUUCCUCUAAGACGGGCACAGGAACGGUCGUCAUUCAGGUGGAGGACGUCAAUGACAACGUCCCAGUGAUCCCUACCAGGGAUCUGUUGUUGUGCGAGAAGCAGGGCGAGCAGGGCUCCGUGAUGGUGGUGGCUGAAGACAAAGACCAAUCUCCCUUUUCUGCUCCCUUCAUCUUUGCAUUGCCACCAGGCCACGAUGAAAAGUGGACUGUGAAAAAACAUAACGACACGGCAGCAGCACUGCAACAGGUCAAAGAACUCCAUACAGGGGUACAUGAAGUUACCCUGCUUGUUACAGACCUGCAGGGCAUGGGCAAAGAACAGACGGUGAAAGUGAGAGUGUGCCAUUGCAGGAAUGACGUCUGCCUCGCCAAAGAUCUUUCGGUGUCACUGGGGCCAAUGGGUAUACUGGCUCUGCUGCUCCCUCUGCUACUCCUCCUGCUGCUCUUCUUAUUACUUGCCUUUGUGUGUGGGAUGAAGAGAGACAAGGCGCAACUUGAGGACUUUGCAGACAGCGGCGGAAUCCUGCUCAAAUCAAACACAGAGGCCCCGGGGGAAGAAGUGGAUUCAAACCUCAUCAUUGUUCCAACUACUGCACUUGACGUACCAGGAACAAAGGGUAGCGUUAGCGCUAAGGGUGCUGGACUGGAUGCAGAUCAGCUGGGACUCAAGAGCAGAGACCUGGCACGCCACGGCACACAGAGCGGGACGUAUCGUUUCAGUGACAUGCAGAACGAAUGGUCCGGGCAGUAUGACAGUAGCCUCUAUGCUACUGGACAGUAUAACGUUAGGCAUUUUGGUGCUACCGGUAUGGCUGCUGACAACAGGAACCUCCUCCAAGACCAAAGUUUUCAUCACACCUGGCAAACAAAUGGCCGUUAUUUACACCAGAAGUUGGUCUACCUGGGGACGGAGGAGGACGGCCGCUACGCAGACGACGUCCUCCAUUCCUACGGCUUUGAGGGUGUCGGCUCUGUCGCUGGCUCUGUGGGCUGCUGCAGCGACUUCGGCAACAAUGACAAUCUGGAAUUUUUAAACACCCUCGGGCCAAAGUUCAAGACCUUGGCAGAGGUUUGCAAGAAGACAUGAACGAUGAGCGUCAAUGUGAUUGAAAUGGAAUCUGAAUGCUUGGCACGCCCCUGAACCUGAAUGAGAAAAGGAAUAUGCAGGCGUUGCCUGAGCAUGCAGACUGCUGUUUGUGCGAUAGUUGUUCCUCCCCUUGGCUGUAUUCUGGUUAAAAAUCUUUUGCACUGAAUACUUUUACAGUAAGAUGUACAUAUGUUUUGGUGUUUUGCGGAUUAGUAGCGGUUAUUUGCGCUAUAACAGAUUUAGUGUAUCAUUUGGGUGUCUUGAGUUGCUACCUACUGAUGCAAUUUUGCAUUUGUGCAACUGCUUUUAAUUUCUACCAUGCUUUUUAAAACUGGAUUUUUCUUUUUGAAAAAUAAAAAUGAACAAAAACAUGA